CACCUGAAACUCUUCCACAAGGAUGUGUUGAAUCACACCAUCGUACUGUUCACUGCUGAAGAUGCAUGGGAUGAAAAAAAUGUAGAAACUACAAUCAGUGAGUGGUCAGAAAUGCAAUGGAUUCUUGAGCAAUGUGGAAACAGAAAACAUGUCCUCUGUGUGAGUAACAGGGAGGACAGCAGUCAAGUCGAAAAGCUUUUUGAGAAAAUCGAGGCAAUGGUCGCUACAAAUGGAGGUCGUCACUAUCCCAUUGAUCGUGCUCAUGGAAACGCUCUGAGGGAGGAAAUGAAAGCAAUAAGUGACAGAGCAUCAAAGAGGUUUGAUGAGGUGCAGACAAACAGAAGGAAACUCAGAGCACUAAUUGAAGGUGGUAAAACCCCACCAGCACAUUUAAGACUAGUGAUGGUUGGUGCUCAGUGGUCAGCUAAGAGCUCAGCUGGAAACACCAUUCUGAGGAAAAAGGCUUUUGCUGUUCAUCACAGAAGAACAACGAUGUCCUGUGAAAUUAAUCACGGCGUUCUGGGAGAAAGGAGACUCGCAGUGGUGGAUUCUCCUGGCUGGUUCUACAACCACACCCUUCAGGACACCUCUGAGACAGAUAAACAUGAAAUAGAGAACAGUGUGUACAUGUGCACUCCAGGACCCCACGCAGUGCUCCUCGUGGUCAGCCUGGCAUCUGCAUUUAAUACAUCCUACCACAGAGCAGUCCAGGAGCACAUGAGUCUGUUUAGGGAUGAUGUCUGGAAGCACACCAUUGUUCUGUUCACUAGAGGUGAUUGGCUGGGAGUGAAGACUGUGGAAGAACGUAUAGAGAGUGAGGAAGGUCUGCAGUGGCUGAUGAAGCAGUGUGGGAACAGGUACCACGUCCUGGACAACAUGAAGCACAAUGAUGAGAUGCAGGUACAAGAUCUCCUGAAGAAGAUUGAAGAGAUGUGGGCAGGAAAUGAAAACUCACAUUAUGAAGUUGAUCCGGAUCGUGAAGCACAGCUGGAGGCCAGAAAAGAGGCAGAAGGAAAAUUAGCUAGGAGGAUCAGAAAGACCACUGAAAGACAAUCAAGAAUACUGGGAAAGUUAUUUGAAGGAGAGAGGCUGACAAUCACUGACCUGAGGAUUGUACUGCUUGGCAGAGAGGAAUCUGGGAAGAGUAUGGCAGGAAACAACAUCCUUUUUGAAGAGAUAUUUGAGAGAGUUUGGGUGAAGAAGGAAUUCGAGGACCGGAGAAGAACAGAAAAGUGUGUAAAGCAUGAAGGAAAUUUAGGUGGAAUAAAUGUUGCAGUCGUUGAGACUCCAGGCUGGCCUGCAGACACGACGGCUCCUGUCUGGCUAAAAGAAGAAGUUCUCCGCAGCGUCUCCAUGUGCGCUCCAGGCCCUCAUGUUUUUCUUUUGGUUGUUCCCAUUUCCAAAGCAUUCACAGAGGAAGACCACAAAGCACUGGUUGAGCUGUUGAUGCCCUUUGGAGAGAGAGUGUGGAGACAUUGCAUGGUGUUGUUCACCUGGGGAGACUGGCUGAAUGACAGACUCAUUGAGGAGCACAUUGCAGGAGAGGGGAAAAGCCUCCAGUGGCUGGUGGAAAACUGUGGGUACAGAUACCAUGUCCUCAACUGCCAUGGUUUGGGUUAUCAUUUUCCUGUCAAACUGCUCUUCCAAAAAAUCACUGACAUGAUCACACGGAACAAGGAACAAUGCUUCACUGCUGAAAGCAAACAAGGGAAAAAACACAAACUGCCCUGGCGAUCAAGACAGUCUGUGCUGACAGAAGAAGAGUGGAACAGGAGGGAGCAAGAGCUGAUAGACCGAAUGUUGAGAGCUGUUGUAAAUGAACCAGAAGAGCCAACACAACCAUUUGUGAAGCGAGGAGCCAGCUUGGAUGGAGUUUUCAUUCCAAGCAUGAGCGGAGACGCUCCCUCCGAGUUUGGGAACAUGUCAGAACUUUUUAAUCAAAGAGCACGUGCCAAAGUGUCUGAAUGGCUGAAGACCAGAGCUGGAAACUCUGAUGUCACCUCGGGGAUUGGCAGCAUGAGCGCCUCAGCCAGUCAUGUGGAUGAAAGUCCUCUGCCUGAUGAAAAUGAUUAA
This is a messenger RNA of Haplochromis burtoni (Burton's mouthbrooder), 2073 nucleotides long. RefSeq names its product GTPase IMAP family member 8. Gene Ontology annotation, molecular function: GTP binding. Bases 112 to 2073 code for a protein of 653 amino acids. NCBI's taxonomy places the organism in Eukaryota, Metazoa, Chordata, Actinopteri, Cichliformes, Cichlidae. The transcript is spliced from 6 exons. The record is from RefSeq and is a predicted model, not a curated record.